AGAUACAAAAAUUGAUUUGAUUAAAAUAAAGUAUAAACCCCUCCCAAAGCGACAAGAUAUAUAAAUAUAGAAUCAUCACGAUGGUUAAUUCAUUUGCAACGUAUGGAAUAGAGCCCAGCGAGCAGCGGCUCAAGACUAAGGACAAGCCCGUUAACUCCCCCACAAUGCAGCAAUCAGUUGAUCGCCCGAUAGAUCCGGGAAGCAAGAGACGUAGUUCUUCGUUUGUUUCCAGUAGUUCACCAUGGUUUCGAAGAAAUUCUUUCCUUUCACCUACCAUGAUUCAGAAUGAGAAUUUCUCUGUGUAUGAGGCACCGUCAUAUUAUUCUGAAUCGGCCAGUUAUAACAUCAUAUCACUCCGCGAAUGCCAGGGGUUUAUAUUUAAUCAAGAUUUAUUUGCAUCACCUUACCAACAACUGAGAGCUUUAGCAAAUGAGAAACGAUACCGAACAGCCAGUUUCAACUCACAUACUUCUCGUUGUAAGACCCCUAGUCGUUCGGGGAGGGGAUCCACUUCUUCGGACCAUCAUUUGUGUCCCUCUGCUGACGUUAAGGUCAACCAAAGAAGACAUACAUCGUAUCUAGAGUCAAGACCAUCAUUUUUCUCAAAUCUUCCAAAGGCUAACAAUGAUUCUGCUAUUAUUGACGAUGAUGACGUUAGUAUGAAUAUUCUUUCUGAGGAAGAAGGAGAAGAUGUGGAAGAGCUUGAAGAUGUGUCAGGGGUGGAUAGACAAGUGGAGGGCGAUAUUGUAGAAGAUGAAGACGAAGAAGAAGAAGAAGAAGAUGAUGAUGACGACGACGAUAUCGAGGAAGAAGAAGAGUAUGGAGAUAUGGGAUAUGGCGGAGAUUCUGUCAACCGCAGGUAUAAGGUCCAUGUGACCGAGAUAAUAGUCAAUGAAGAUGACGAUAGUAUGUUUCCUUCAAUGAACGGGAACUAAGCACCCGAGUACUAAUAUAGUGUUGAGUUCUAGAUACCUAACUCGGUUAAUUCAAUUCUAAACCUACUCUAUACAACCACAUUUCGCAUCAUCAAACCAUUUCCGGAGCUGUCAUUCUAAAUUUUUUUGUCCUAUAGAAACCCAUCACACUUACCCACCCUUAGUUAGCAUCAUCAUGAUACCCCAUUGUUUAUAUUUGU
[Candida] anglica is the source of this 1135-nucleotide messenger RNA. Lineage: Eukaryota; Fungi; Ascomycota; Pichiomycetes; Serinales; Debaryomycetaceae. The record is from the annotation of a GenBank genome assembly.